Mollisia scopiformis is the source of this 234-nucleotide messenger RNA. RefSeq lists its product as uncharacterized. Lineage: Eukaryota; Fungi; Ascomycota; Leotiomycetes; Helotiales; Mollisiaceae. The record is from RefSeq and is a predicted model, not a curated record. The transcript has a single exon. The annotation marks the transcript as partial.
AAACCCUGCACCCUCUGCCAGCAACCGCGCAACGUCCUGAUCCGCUGCCAAAUCGACGCCACGCGGCAAUGGCACUUCGUGUGCCCCGGCAAAUGCUGGCGGUCCGUCAGCGGCGGCACGCCCGACGGGGACGCUGAUCACAGGGAUUAUCGAUAUGGCGGGACGUGGAAGAACAAGCACGAGUAUGUGAGUGCGAAGAUUAAGGGGAAGGCGAAGGAUGAGAAUAAGACGGGA